UUUCUUGCUGCUGACAAUGGAGAUUCAGAGAAUCAGACGUUUUGUCUUGGUAUUGUUUAUCCUGAGAACUGUACCAACUAUUAUGGCUCCCAUUCUGUUGAAUGCCUAAAAACAAUAUGGUUUUCUGUGCAAUGUUUGGUAGAAGGAUCUAAAUAUCCUGAAAAGAGGAAUGAAGAUGAAUUAAAUCGUUUGGACACUUUGACUAUUAGGGAUGUAAUAAUGGAAUUCAACAAUACAUAUAUAACUGCAGAUGCUGGUGAUCCAGAGAACCAAAUGUAUUGCAUUGGAUUUGCAUAUCCUGAAAAUUGUGAAAACUAUUAUGGUCCUCAUUCUAUCAAAUGUUUGGAAACAGUGUGGUUGUCUGCCAGGUGUUUGAAUGAUGGAAGCAAAUAUCCAGAAAAAAGGGAUGAAACUGAUUUAGCUCGUUUAGAUACAUUAAAUAUAAGAGAAGUGAUAUUUGAAUUUGACAACACUUUCCUUGCUGCUGACAAUGGUGAACCAAAUAAUCAAACUUAUUGUUUUGGAAUGAUAUAUCCCAAGAAUUGUACCAACUAUUAUGGACCUCAUUCAAUCGCCUGUUUGGAAACAGUAUGGAUAUCUGCAAAAUGCUUGUCAGAUGGUACUAAAUAUCCAGAGAAAAGAAAUUCGUCAGAUCUAUCGCGAAUGGAUAAUUUGAAUAUCAGAGAGGUCAUUCUGGAAUUCAACUUCACAUUUACUACUGCUGACAAUGGGGAUGAAGAAAAUCAAACGCAUUGUCUUGGCAUUGUUUAUCCUGCUAAUUGUAACAAUUACUAUGGUCCACACUCUGUUGAAUGUCUUGAAACAAUUUGGUUAUCUUCAAAAUGCUUGGAAGAAGGAAAUAAAUUUCCUGUAAAAAGAGAUGAAGUUGAAUUGGGACGAUUGGAUGAAUUAAAUAUAAGACAAGUUAUUGCCGAGUUCAAUCAAACUUUUGUUGCUGCAGACAAUGGAGAUUCAGAGAGUCAGACUUUCUGUCUUGGCAUUGUUUAUCCUGCAAAUUGUACAAAUUACUAUGGUCCACAUUCUAUUGACUGCUUGAAAACAAUAUGGUUGUCUGCUAAAUGCUUGGGAGAUGGAAGCAAAUAUCCAUCAAAGAGAGAAUCUUCAGAUCUUACGAGAUUGGAUGCUUUGAAUAUAAGGGAAGUAAUCCUCGAGUUCAACAACACAUUUGCAGCUGCUGACAGUGGUGAUGUUGCUAAUCAGACAUUUUGUCUUGGCAUUGUUUAUCCAGCCAAUUGUAAUAAUUAUUAUGGUCCUCAUUCUGUUAAAUGUCUGGAAACAAUUUGGUUGUCUGCUAAAUGUUUGGAAGAAGGAAGCAAAUAUCCUGAAAAAAGAGAUGAAGUUGAAUUACAUCGCUUAGAUGAGUUGGAUAUAAGACAAGUUAUUGCUGAGUUCAAUGAGAUAUUUCUUGCUGCUGACAAUGGAGAUUCAGAGAAUCAGACGUUUUGUCUUGGUAUUGUUUAUCCUGAGAACUGUACCAACUAUUAUGGCUCCCAUUCUGUUGAAUGCCUAAAAACAAUAUGGUUUUCUGUGCAAUGUUUGGUAGAAGGAUCUAAAUAUCCUGAAAAGAGGAAUGAAGAUGAAUUAAAUCGUUUGGACACUUUGACUAUUAGGGAUGUAAUAAUGGAAUUCAACAAUACAUAUAUAACUGCAGAUGCUGGUGAUCCAGAGAACCAAAUGUAUUGCAUUGGAUUUGCAUAUCCUGAAAAUUGUGAAAACUAUUAUGGUCCUCAUUCUAUCAAAUGUUUGGAAACAGUGUGGUUGUCUGCCAGGUGUUUGAAUGAUGGAAGCAAAUAUCCAGAAAAAAGGGAUGAAACUGAUUUAGCUCGUUUAGAUACAUUAAAUAUAAGAGAAGUGAUAUUUGAAUUUGACAACACUUUCCUUGCUGCUGACAAUGGUGAACCAAAUAAUCAAACUUAUUGUUUUGGAAUGAUAUAUCCCAAGAAUUGUACCAACUAUUAUGGACCUCAUUCAAUCGCCUGUUUGGAAACAGUAUGGAUAUCUGCAAAAUGCUUGUCAGAUGGUACUAAAUAUCCAGAGAAAAGAAAUUCGUCAGAUCUAUCGCGAAUGGAUAAUUUGAAUAUCAGAGAGGUCAUUCUGGAAUUCAACUUCACAUUUACUACUGCUGACAAUGGGGAUGAAGAAAAUCAAACGCAUUGUCUUGGCAUUGUUUAUCCUGCUAAUUGUAACAAUUACUAUGGUCCACACUCUGUUGAAUGUCUUGAAACAAUUUGGUUAUCUUCAAAAUGCUUGGAAGAAGGAAAUAAAUUUCCUGUAAAAAGAGAUGAAGUUGAAUUGGACCGAUUGGAUGAUUUAAAUAUAAGACAAGUUAUUGCCGAGUUCAAUGAAACUUUUGUGGCUGCAGACAAUGGGGAUUCAUACAAUCAGGCUUUUUGUUUUGGCAUUGUUUAUCCUUUCAAUUGUACAAAUUACUACGGCCCUCAUUCUAUUGACUGCUUGAAAACAAUAUGGUUGUCUGCUAAGUGCUUGGCAGAUGGAAGCAAAUAUCCAUCAAAGAGAGAAUCUUCAGAUCUUGCGAGAUUAGAUGAUUUGAAUAUAAGGGAAGUUAUCCUCGAGUUCAACAACACAUUUGCAGCAGCUGACAGUGGUGAUGUAGCUCAUCAGACAUUUUGUCUAGGCAUUGUUUAUCCUACUAAUUGUAAUAAUUAUUAUGGUCCUCAUUCUGUUGAAUGUCUGGAAACAAUAUGGUUGUCUGCUAAAUGUUUGGAAGAAGGAAGCAAGUAUCCAGAAAAAAGAGAUGAAGCUGAACUAGUUCGAUUGGAUGAUUUAGAUUUAAGACAAGUAAUUGAUGAGUUCAAUGAAACAUUUAUCGCUGCAGAUAGUGGAGAUUCAGAUAACCAGACAUUUUGUCUUGGAAUUGUUUAUCCUGCCAAUUGUACAAAUUACUAUGGUCCACAUUCUAUUGACUGCUUGAAGACAAUAUGGUUGUCUGCUAAAUGCCUGGAAGAAGGAAGCAACUACCCAUCAAAAAGAGAAUCUUCAGAUCUUGAGAGAUUGGAUGCUUUGAAUAUAAGGGAAGUGAUUCUUGAGUUCAAUUACACAUUUGCAACUGCUGACAAUGGUGAUGUAUCUAAUCAAACAUUUUGUCUUGGCAUUGUUUAUCCAACCGAUUGUAUUAAUUACUAUGGCCCUCAUUCUGUUGAAUGUCUGGAAACAAUUUGGUUGUCCGCUAAAUGUUUGGAAGAAGGAAGCAAAUAUCCCGAAAAAAGAGAUGGAGCUGAACUGGUUCGAUUGGAUGAAUUAGAUUUAAGACAAGUUAUUGAUGAAUUCAAUGAAACAUUUAUCGCUGCAGAUAAUGGAGAUUCAGACAACCAGACAUUUUGUCUUGGAAUUGUUUAUCCUGCCAAUUGUACAAAUUACUAUGGUCCACAUUCUAUUGACUGCUUGAAGACAAUAUGGUUUUCUGCUGAAUGCCUGGAAGAAGGAAGCAAAUAUCCAUCAAAAAGAGAUUCUUCAGAUCUUGAGAGAUUGGAUGCUUUGAAUAUAAGGGAAGUGAUUCUUGAGUUCAAUUAUACAUUUGCAGCCUCUGACAGUGGUGAUGUAGCUAAUCAAACAUUUUGUCUUGGAAUUGUUUAUCCUGCCAAUUGUAAUAAUUACUAUGGCCCUCAUUCUGUUGAAUGUCUGGAAACAAUUUGGUUGUCCGCUAAAUGUUUGGAAGAAGGAAGCAAAUAUCCCGAAAAAAGAGAUGGAGCUGAACUGGUUCGAUUGGAUGAAUUAGAUUUAAGACAAGUUAUUGAUGAGUUUAAUCAAACAUUUAUUGCUGCAGAUAAUGGAGAUUCAGAUAACCAGACGUUUUGUCUCGGAAUUGUGUAUCCUGCCAAUUGUACAAAUUACUAUGGUCCACAUUCUAUUGACUGCUUGAAGACAAUAUGGUUGUCUGCUAAAUGCCUGGAAGAAGGAAUCAAAUACCCAGAAAAAAGAGAUUCUGCAGAUCUUGCUAGAUUAGAUGAUUUGAAUAUAAGGGAAAUGAUUCUUGAGUUCAAUUACACAUUCGCAACUGCUGACAGUGGUGAUGUAUCUAAUCAAACAUUUUGUCUUGGCAUUGUUUAUCCAACCGAUUGUAUUAAUUACUAUGGCCCUCAUUCUGUUGAAUGUCUGGAAACAAUUUGGUUGUCCGCUAAAUGUUUAGAAGAAGGAAGCAAAUAUCCCGAAAAAAGAGAUGAAGCUGAACUAGUUCGAUUGGAUGAAUUAAAUUUAAGACAAGUUAUUGAUGAAUUCAAUGAAACAUUUAUCUCUGCAGAUAAUGGAGAUUUGGACAACCAGACCUUUUGUCUUGGAAUUGCUUAUCCUGCCAAUUGUACAAAUUACUAUGGUUCACAUUCUAUUGACUGCUUGAAAACAAUAUGGUUGUCUGCUAAAUGCCUGGAAGAAGGAAGCAAAUACCCAUCAAAAAGAGAUUCUUCAGAUCUUGAGAGAUUGGAUGCUUUGAAUAUAAGAGAAGUGAUCCUUGAGUUCAAUUAUACAUUUGCAGCCUCUGACAGUGGUGAUGUAGCUAAUCAAACAUUUUGUCUUGGAAUUGUUUAUCCUGCCAAUUGUAAUAAUUACUAUGGCCCUCAUUCUGUUGAAUGUCUGGAAACAAUUUGGUUGUCCGCUAAAUGUUUGGAAGAAGGAAGCAAAUAUCCCGAAAAAAGAGAUGGAGCUGAACUGGUUCGAUUGGAUGAAUUAGAUUUAAGACAAGUUAUUGAUGAAUUCAAUGAAACAUUUGUCGCUGCAGAUAAUGGAGAUUCAGACAACCAGACAUUUUGUCUUGGAAUUGUUUAUCCUGCCAAUUGUACAAAUUACUAUGGUCCACAUACUAUUCACUGCUUGAAGACAAUAUGGUUUUCUGCUAAAUGCCUGGAAGAAGGAAGCAAAUACCCAUCGAAAAGAGAUUCUUCAGAUCUUGUCAGAUUAGAUGCUUUGAAUAUAAGGGAAGUGGUUCUUGAGUUCAAUUACACAUUUGCAACUGCUGACAAUGGUGAUGUAUCCAAUCAAACAUUUUGUCUUGGCAUUGUUUAUCCAACCAAUUGUUUUAAUUACUAUGGCCCUCAUUCUGUUGAAUGUCUGGAAACAAUUUGGUUGUCCGCUAAAUGUUUGGAAGAAGGAAUCAAAUAUCCAGAGAAAAGAGAUGAAGCUGAACUAGUUCGAUUGGAUGAAUUAGAUUUAAGACAAGUUAUUGAUGAGUUUAAUCAAACAUUUAUCGCUGCAGAUAAUGGAGAUUCAGAUAACCAGACGUUUUGUCUCGGAAUUGGUAAUUAUCAAAGAUCAUUGAACAUUCACUCAUUUGUAUCCUGCAAUUGUACAAAUUACUAUGGUCCACAUUCUAUUGACUGCUUGAAGACAAUAUGGUUGUCUGCUAAAUGCCUGGAAGAAGGAAUCAAAUACCCAGAAAAAAGAGAUUCUGCAGAUCUUGCUAGAUUAGAUGAUUUGAAUAUAAGGGAAAUGAUUCUCGAGUUCAAUUACACAUUCGCAACUGCUGACAGUGGUGAUGUAUCUAAUCAAACAUUUUGUCUUGGCAUUGUUUAUCCAACCGAUUGUAUUAAUUACUAUGGCCCUCAUUCUGUGGAAUGUCUGGAAACAAUUUGGUUGUCCGCUAAAUGUUUAGAAGAAGGAAGCAAAUAUCCAGAAAAAAGAGAUGAAGCUGGACUAGUUCGAUUGGAUGAAUUAAAUUUAAGACAAGUUAUUGAUGAAUUCAAUGAAACAUUUAUCUCUGCAGAUAAUGGAGAUUCGGACAACCAGACCUUUUGUCUUGGAGUUGCUUAUCCUGUCAAUUGUACAAAUUACUAUGGUCCACAUUCUAUUGACUGCUUGAAAACAAUAUGGUUGUCUGCUAAAUGCCUGGAAGAAGGAAGCAAAUACCCAUCAAAAAGAGACUCUUCAGAUCUUGAGAGAUUGGAUGCUUUGAAUAUAAGAGAAGUGAUCCUUGAGUUCAAUUAUACAUUUGCAGCCUCUGACAGUGGUGAUGUAGCUAAUCAAACAUUUUGUCUUGGAAUAGUUUAUCCUGCCAAUUGUAAUAAUUACUAUGGCCCUCAUUCUGUUGAAUGUCUGGAAACAAUUUGGUUGUCCGCUAAAUGUUUGGAAGAAGGAAGCAAAUAUCCUGAAAAAAGAGAUGGAGCUGAACUGGUUCGAUUGGAUGAAUUAGAUUUAAGACAAGUUAUUGAUGAAUUCAAUGAAACAUUUGUCGCUGCAGAUAAUGGAGAUGCAGACAACCAGACAUUUUGUCUUGGAAUUGGUAAUUAUCAAAGAUUAGUAAACAUUUACUCAUUGUUGGUUUAG
Molecule: messenger RNA, 6294 nt
Organism: Styela clava
Lineage: Eukaryota; Metazoa; Chordata; Ascidiacea; Stolidobranchia; Styelidae
Source: RefSeq, a predicted model, not a curated record